AUGCAGGUCAGCCCCAAGCUCCUCCUCAUCGGCCUCUUCCUGGCCUUCUCGGCCCCCGUUGAUGUCGCCGAGGCCGCCACGACCAGCAAGCAGCAGGCUCGCAUCAACGCCGCCAAGCGCAUCAUCAUCGCCCGCCCCGGCUCGUCCAAGGCCUGGUGCUCGGCCUACCUCAACGGUGCCCACCCGCACCAGAAGACCGUGACCAAGCUCAAGUACAAGACGGUGCACCCCACUGUCACCAAGGUCAAGAAGGUCACCUCGACCAAGACCCCCGUCCACUACAAGACCAAGACCAGGAACGCCACCGUCACCGACAUCCCCACCAACAAGAGCACCUUCGAGACCACCGUGGCCACCGUCUUCGCCACGCAGACCGAGGACCACGACGUGACGGCCACCGUCACCGAGGCCGCCACCGCCACCGAGACCUCCGCCGCCGAGACCGUCACGGUGGCCGGCGACGACGUCACCGAGACUGUCACGCCCACCGCCACCGUCACCGUCACCGUCGACGGCCAGGGCAACGUCGUCGAGCCUACCCCCGAGCCGCUCGACCGUCGCGCCGCCAGCGUCCCCCGCUGGCUGCGCGCCUACCGCGAUGUCGCCCAGGAGGCCUGCCUCCAGAUCGUCUACGGCGUCGACCAUUACAAGCCCAAGACAACGACCAAGACCAUCACGCGCUACCACGGUCACCCCAUCACCCAGACCGUCACCUCGACCAAGGUCAAGACUGCGCCUUGGACUCGCACCAAGACCAGGACGGCCUUCGUCACCGCGACCGUCACCGGCGACGCUGUCAACGUCACCGAGACCGUCUCCGCCACGGCAACCAACUCGGUUACCAUCACCGAGGACCGCACCGUCCAGGCCACCUCGACGGCUACCCAGACUGUGACUGUCGACGGCCCCAAGGUCACCGUUACCAACGCCCCAGCUACCGUCACCAAGACGGCUGCCACGGCCACGGAGACCAAGACUCACCACGCCUCCUGCCGAUACCACGACGCCCCCGGCUGA
Pseudozyma flocculosa PF-1 is the source of this 1017-nucleotide messenger RNA. RefSeq lists its product as uncharacterized. The coding region runs from base 1 to 1017 and encodes 338 amino acids. The record is from RefSeq and is a predicted model, not a curated record. Lineage: Eukaryota; Fungi; Basidiomycota; Ustilaginomycetes; Ustilaginales; Ustilaginaceae. The transcript is spliced from 2 exons.